AGCUGUAGAGAGGAGACACACACUCUCCCAGCUCUGCAGAGAGAGGAGGACGUGAAGCAGGUAUAGAAGGAACAACUCCUUUUGAAAGACACCUGUCUCCAGGACUCACAUCCAAAGCAAAAAGGAUAUAGGAUAUACAUGCACAGUGGGCACAUAAAGUGUUCACUUGCUCUCAGGCAACUCCUGACCUGCAACCUGCAGCUCACGAGCUCCCAUAUGGUCUAAGCACAAGGACACAGAGAAAAGACCCUUGGGGCUAUCCACAGAGAAAGCCAGAAUGGUGCGUAUCAUGCUGAACUCUGAAGGACAUAUGGAUACAAGAAUCACCAGUUUGGCAAUGUGAUACUACAGUCUUUUCUUCAGCACCUCCAUACCAAUUUGUACAAGGGGGGCUUAAUCCUUCCUCCUCCCUACCAGCAACAUCUCAUUUGCACCCAAAGAGCAUUCUUUCCCAGAAAAAAAGAGAGAGAAAAAAACAGAAAAGAACAAGGAGCCUUGCUCUGAAAGAGCUCCUUUGCACACACAUACACCCCCAUGUGCACGGUGCCUAACUAUUCUGUCUGCUUUUUUAUCUGCACUUAAAAAAAGAAAGAAAGAAAAAAAGACUCGGUAGACUGUCUGCAAAGGCUGAGGUCAGAGGAAUUGAGACAAAACCUUAAUUUUCAUACAGAGAAAGAACAAUAUAAGAAGCCUUCCUACAUAACAUAUUGAUUUACAAUAAAAAAGAGGGCAAAUAGGGAGACUAUAAUUGCAGAGAAUGAAGCCUAAUCGUACUGCAGUUCAGGCUCUCAGUUGGGAUUUUGGAACUGGCUAAAUUAAAAGGGCACACUUUAAAGUGUUCACCCUUAUAUUUCUUUAAAGGAUUUCAAACAUUUUAACAACUACUCACAAAUAGUGUAUCAUUAAACUGGCAGACUGUAUAUUUUUGGAUGCGCUAACACUGUAUUUCUGUCACUCUCUGUCUGCUGGUUUUUCAAGGGAAAAGGAUUAAUUUUGAUUAUUUUUAUUCCUUGGCUGCAGUCUCAUGCCCAAGUGUAUCAGAAAGUCUAGACAAGUUGUCCCGGAUGUCACCAUGGGGAUGGAGACUAGUCCUCUGUGAAUUUUUAUGUCCUGAGAGCCAACUACGACAUAAGAAGCAAAUAGGGGAGAAGAAAAAUUGGAGAAAGGGGUAAAUAUCUUUGCCUGCCUUGUGUGGCUCUCCCUGCUCGAGGACACAGCUACCUCUCUGUGAGAAACGUCCCGGCUCCACAGGGCUAGAGAUCACAUACAGUCUAUCCAUCUGUGUGUGUGUGUCACACACACCACUGAUCUAUUUAAAGCAUCUUCUCUGGACUUUGUGUCUAUUUCUGAGCUCUGCAAAACAGACCAGCAAGUGAAUAUAAGCAUUUUGUUUUGAGAAAAAGGCAUUUACCAGAACUCAUGUGUUCCUCUGGCUCCUGUGUGUUCUGAAAUUCUCUCUGUGGAUUAUUACAGUCCAUUGCUCUUUUCUGAUUACCUGAAUUUCUUUAAAUAUUGGUUGAGAGGGUGGGAGGGGGUGGGAGAAUCCUGUUCUACAUUGAAGGGGGGUUUACAUCAUGAAGAGGAUAAAUUUGCCACAGGCAGUUCUGCUUUGCUCCUGUUUGCUUUUGGUCCAACAUAAUGGGUCCUGCCAGCCUUAUCUCAGACUUAGGCCCUCUCCAAGUGAAAACCUACCUGUGAAGGAAAUUAUUGAGCACCCUGACCCAGAGCAGGACCCAAAGGAGCAUGACAUGGAUGAAAAAACAUUAAGGAAAAAGCUUGGUAGCAACUUUGACCCCAACUUCAUGGCAGUUGUUUUGCCCAGCUUUGUUAACACAUCCAACCAAGACUUGCUGACAAAGUCUAAAAGCCUUGGCUCACUUCCCAUGGACCUGAAAAAGAUGGACCUCAGUGAAGCACCUUAUGGUGGCAGGAUCAGAAUGGGGAAGAAAGCCCGCAGGAAGUUCUUGCAGUGGUUGUGGGCUUAUACCUAUUGCCCUGUAUUAUACACAUGGAAGGACCUAGGGGUUAGGUUUUGGCCAAGGUUCAUCAAGGAAGGACACUGCUUCUCUGAAAAGUCAUGUUCCUUCCCAGAGGGUAUGUUCUGCAAGCCUGUCAAGUCUGUUACUAAGACUUUCUUGAGGUGGUAUUGUCAAGGAUGGUCAAGGCAAAGGUUCUGCACAUGGAUCCCUGUGCAGUACCCCAUAAUAUCAGAGUGUAAGUGUUCAUGCUAGCUGCUGUCAAAUGGAAAGACUUGAGAUGUAUUGGGCAGCGGUUAACCCCUACUAAACUAAAUGACAAACUGGAGUUCUGUUGCCACUGGCAAUAAGUGGAUGAACAGAUCCAACAGUGGACAUAUCUUUAUCAGUUAAUUGGUUAACAGCAGCAGACUGGAAGAGAAGGAUAGAACUUCGAGCCCUUCCAGUGCUUUGCAGUGAUGUUACAUAUUCAAUUGUAUGGUAAAUCUUUUGGAUAGCAAAUGGUUAGACAUAUCAAAGAGAAAAGAAUCACUGCCAUAAGUAAAAAAAAUAUUUUCUCUUUGCUUAACAGCCAAGUUAUGGAAUAUAGGCGAUGUCCCUGUUUAAGUGUUAUCCCACCAUUCUUGCACUGUUGACAACUAUAAUUAUUGAUUUUAUUAUGUAUAUUAUUUUUAAAGAUUGAUGAAGCAUCCAGUGUGAAGCACCUUCAAUCAGAUGUUUUAUUUUUAUAUGUAAUAUAGCUUUUUAACAUACUUAAAAAAAAUAAAUCACAGAACAGGAAAAUAAAUUUAAAAACCAAGUC
This is a messenger RNA of Pelobates fuscus (common spadefoot toad), 2778 nucleotides long. RefSeq names its product noggin-2-like. Gene Ontology annotation, biological process: osteoblast differentiation; dorsal/ventral pattern formation; negative regulation of cell differentiation. Bases 1575 to 2231 code for a protein of 218 amino acids. The transcript has a single exon. NCBI's taxonomy places the organism in Eukaryota, Metazoa, Chordata, Amphibia, Anura, Pelobatidae. The record is from RefSeq and is a predicted model, not a curated record.